CUGGUGUUGCUGUUUCUGGCACUACGGUAUAGGUAUAUAAAGUAAGAGCUGAUCGCUCAGUAUUAGCAAGCUGGUCAACGUGAUACAUGGCAAUGGGCAUCUCCAGCGGUCGAGUGGCAAUUGCCGCACUUGUUGCCUUGUUUUCCUGCCAAAUAUUGGCAACCAAAGCAGGCAGUUUUUCCACGCUUUACGCAGAUUCCUUCGGCGAUGAAGACGUAGACAACCUCCCAUACCAGGACCUAACUCAAGACCAAUUGACGUACGCCGGUGUUAAUCCGUACCAAUACGGAGACAGUCUGAUACCCCAGGACGCUGUGAACGUGAGAUCAGGAUACCUAUCCAAGCGUGGCAAGCACAAAGUUGAAGAUUUAAUAGCCCGGCUACGACAGCUCAGCCAAGGUGACAUUCCAUCCCAUCGCGUGCAUCGAGUUAGAUUUGGCAUAGGAAGGAAAUAAAAGCGUUAUUGUAAAUCGUUUUGGAACUAUUUGCACAAGAGAGGUCUGAUAUGCCAAUGUGAUUGAGUUCUAAAACAAUAUCGGAUAAUCUACCUAACAUGUAGGCAUGAAAAAGGCUGCUAUAUUUUUAAAUAAAUAUAAAUAAUAUACACAUGUACAUGUAACCUCUGGUUUUGCAUUUUGACCCUUGUUUUACAAAAUGGACGCCGUACAUGUACCUAGAAAUAGGCUUGUAAUGGUACUUUAAUUUCCUAGGCGACUUAUAUUUAGGUUCAGUGCAUUUUGACCCUUUUUUACAAAAUGGACGCAGUGCACAGAAAUAGGCUUGUAAAGUGACUUUAAUAUCCUAAGUGACCUAUAUUUAGGUUGACAUCAUAUUAUGAUAAUACAAUCCACAUGGGUUCGUUUUAAGGUGUCGUCCUCAGAAAACAAUGGGUCUUAAUACUACCAGAGGGCGCUGAAGUAGGCGAAAGGUGCGAAAAUGGACAUUUUAGCUCAGUUGCCCAUUUUUAUAUGACAAAUACUCAACAUUUUGUAACAUUCAAACCUUAAAUUUUAAAUUUUACCUGACAAUAAUACUCUGAAUAAGCAUUCCUCGUAUGUCGCUAAGGGUUAAGAGAUAAUCUAAUUUGUCUUAGAGGAAGUGCUUUCCGGAUCAUAAUCUUUUAUCAUAGGCCUACAUAUAAAAAUGAAAUAUACUAUGUCAUUUGCAAAAGCAUUAAUUAAUCAUUAUUCAUAGCCCAAUCAGUAUACGUGUAACUGAUGAGUAGUUUGAAAUAUUAAAAAAGAAGCUUGUUACUAAAAUGCAGUUACGUUGACAUGGGAUGGACUAAAAUAUUUUUAUGGUGCUUAUUAAGAGUCUCAUGUAUUCAGUUUCAUACAUAGAACAUAGUCAUACAAAGUAAUAAAUUAUGUUUCAAUUAUUAUUAUUUUUUUAUUACCAUUAUUCUAAAUUCCCUGUUUGCGAAUAUUUUCUGCAUUAGGCCUAUACAUGAUGAAUUUCAUAUUCAUUUUGGAUAUGAUAUUCGACACUUUAUGCAUAUAUUCUCCCUCCUUCCUAGCUGCAUGGAAGAUGGGCCGUUUUUCUGCCAAAGGAUUAUUUUAUGUGACUUGUAUAAAAAAUCAGUUAAAUCACAAAUUUCCGGGUCUUCACCAAUAAAAAUGGUGGAUUCGGCAUUUUUGCUACUUUUACCGAAUUUAGCGCCCUCUCGCAUUGUUACAUGCCACUACUUGUUAUGUAGCCUUAUAUAUUUCACAGUAACAAACCAAACAUGGGAAAGGAUAAAAAUAUUUAGUCUCCUCAUUCACACACGAAAUAAACAAUAAAAGACAAACACAAGUAUGAUAUUUGAAACUUGACAGCUGCUUUUAUUGAAAAAUUCUCCUAAUAGAAUGAUGUAAUUUAGUUCAUAACACAGGAUGAUGUUUAAUAUUGC
Molecule: messenger RNA, 1891 nt
Organism: Lingula anatina
Lineage: Eukaryota; Metazoa; Brachiopoda; Lingulata; Lingulida; Lingulidae
Source: RefSeq, a predicted model, not a curated record